This is a messenger RNA of Debaryomyces tyrocola, 4209 nucleotides long. Lineage: Eukaryota; Fungi; Ascomycota; Pichiomycetes; Serinales; Debaryomycetaceae. The record is from the annotation of a GenBank genome assembly.
AUGCCUCCAAAAGUGAAUGAAUCUAUGCAAUACAGAGAGAACCGUUUGGAAACUUUUCAAGAUGGCUCUUUUCAAUAUAAGUCAAAACAAAAGCGAUACUGGACUCAUAGCACGCCCGAUAUUGUACAAUUGGUUGACUGUGGUUUCUAUUUCACUCCGACGAAAAUAAAUAACGACCAAAUAACGUGUGUCUGUUGCAGGAAGAAAGAAACUAACGUAGAAGGAAUAACAAAUAUCGCUGAUUAUCAUUUAACUAAUAAUCCCCUGUGUCCGUUGGCAUUAAUUAUAUCAUCGCAGAUUAACCAUUUGUCGAAUAAUACGGAAAGCUUUUGGUCACAUCAACCUUCAAAAUUCAGUGAUCCUUUAAGCAAAGAGUCAAUCGAUCUAAGAAAGAGAACAUUCGGUAAAUAUUGGAAAUAUGAUAAAACUAAGGGAUCUACAACAACUAGCACAACAUUGGCGAAAGCCGGGUUUUAUUACUGUCCACUAAGAUAUGGAAAUGAUAGAGUGCAAUGCGUUUAUUGCAAUUGCUCAUUAGAUACAUGGUUAUCGGAUGAUGAUCCAAUAGAAGAACAUAAAAAUAAUUCUAAUGGACCUUGUUAUUUCUUGGAAAAAGUCGACCAACCCAGACCUAGAUCAAGGUCUAAUUCUAGAUCAAUACUGGAGUCCGAAAAUAAAGAAAUUGAUGAAAAGAAAAUAGAGAACUUAAAUAUAAACAAAGCCCAUAGGACUACGUCUAUAGAAUCCAAUAUUAAGGACUUAACUAUUGUGUCCGGUGACGAUUCAACGUCGGAUGAUUUUGAAGAAACCAGCGAAAGUACUAUACUGUCCAAAAAGACAGUACCUAAAGAUUCACCGAAGAAAAUAAAUAGGAAAUCUUCUUCCAAUGAUACCAAAUAUAAAGUUCUUUCUCAGGACAAAAAUGCGAUAUUAGAAGGCGAGUAUGAAUAUCCCACUAGCGAUAAUCGAGAUGACGAUGUUUCAGUUAAUGAAUUGGCUGAUAUAAAUAGUGGUCGUAUGACAAGAUCUCAACGUAGGAAUCUUGCUCGCGAAUAUGACACCAAGCAAGACUUUUGGGAGCCUAGAGAUACAGAAGAGAAAGAACUUGGUAAGGAUAAUGACAAUGAAGUUAGUGUUGGAUACGAUAAGAAUUACGAGAGAAAAAGUAGUAAAGAGCAGAACUACCGCAAAUUUAGGCAUGCAGACAAAGAAGAAGAAGAAGAAGAAGAAGAGAAAUCAAGUAGUGAUAAUAAUGAUAAUAGCAUUAAUACAAAGUACAGUCAUGAACACGAGAUAACAAACCAUAAUGAAGGCACUAACUUACAUAAUGUUGACGAAAUUGAAGAAGGUACAUUACCUUUCACAGACAAUGAUAUUAAAACAGAAAUCCCAAUGAAAGACUAUUUAAAUAAAGAGAGAGAAUUUCCUAGAUCUGAUCCUGCUAAGACAUCCAUGGUAAGUCAGGGAGCUUCAGAGAGAGAAAAAGAUAAUAAAUCUCCUCAGAACCUUGUAAAAACUAAAAAGGGGAGCGUGUCAAUAGAAUACACUGAUGAUGACAAUGACGAUGAUGAUAUAAAAGAUAUUGAUCAACUAGGUUCUGAUGAUUUAAAUGAAUUUGAUGAUAUUUCAUAUCAUCAGAGUGAAUCAGAUUCUUCUAAUAGUUCAGCACGUUCAAGUAGAAGCUACCAAACAGAAACCAAACGCAAGAAGAAUUAUAGAGAUGAAUCCCGAAAAGAGGAUUUAGUAAAUGAAUCUAUCAGCAGUCGUACUAGAAAUGUAAAUAAACCUUACCGAGUCCGCAAACAGAAUAUUGAAGUGAAAAAUUUGGUUCAUCUUAAUAGUGAUACAUCUUUUGAUAGUAUUGAUGUAGAUGACAGUUCGAAGUUAAAUUUCAGUUUUCAAACGGAAAAUAGCGAUGAUAUAGAUUAUCAUGUAUCAGAUGAUAAAGAUGCUGAAAUAUCGAACGAAAUACAACAACGCGCAAGUGCUGAUAAAAAUGCUGAAAAGUUGAAGAAGCGGAGUCGUAAAGAAAUGAUAGAUAAUGUAUCCUUCGAUGAUGAGAGAUUUAAGCAGGUUCUUGAAUCACCUAAAAAAGCUAAAAAAUUAAAGAUUACAGAUAAGAGAUAUUCUCCAUCACCUCCAAUAUAUGAUUUGUCAAACCAAAACAUAGGUGAUUAUCAAGAAGAUAAUAUACAUUUUCUUGAGAAUGAUAUCAGACCGUCCAUUAGAAACGGUUCGAUAAAUAAACCUGGAUCCCACGCCCCGAUGAUAAAUGCCGAGAAAUCCAAUGAGAAAACUAUGAGUGCAUCAUCAAAGGUAAAUAAGAUGAGUUACGGCUCACCAGGAAACUCUAAUGGUAAAAGGUCAGUACAAUCUCGAAAGAAAAACAAAUCUAAAGGGCAAAAUGAAUCUAAGAAGACUCAAAAUAAUAUUCUAGAUAUGUCAUUUGAUGAUUCAUCGAAUGAUAUUUUUGAUAAUAAUUCAAAGCCAUUUACAUUUAAUAUUAGAAACCCUUUAUCUAAGCCUGCAAAGAUAGACAUUAAUGAGACUGAUAAGAGUGUAAGCGCUGGUUCGAUUUUAAAGCGUCAAAAACCUGAGACUAAUUUGACCAAAAGUAGGGAUGAUGUUGAGAAUUCUCAAAUUAAUGAUGUCUUACCAUCCGAUAUUCAGAAUGAAAUUGUAAAUAAUAAGUCAACAGAUUAUGAGAUAACAGAAGCGUCAAAUCCACAAAAUUUAUCUAAAGAAAUACAAAAUUCCUCAGAAGUUGAAAGUAUGGAAGAUGUUGCUCCACGGCAAUCGGAGGAUGUCAGCUCCGAAAAUGCAGUAAAAGACAUGGAGGAUGCUAGUUUAGACAAUGCAGAGGGAGAAGUGGAAAAUUCUGCUAUACGGGAAGGGGAUAGGAACAUGGAAAAUAGCAUGCCUCAUGAAAUCUCAGCAGAGAAUACUGAUGUCAAGAAUUCUCCUGUAAUGGAUUUAAAACUUGACCUGAAAAACGAACAUAGCUCACUCAAGGAUGAUAGUAUUAUCUUAUCAGACAACCCUAAUGACUCGACGGUUAUGUCAAAACCCAACCGGUUUUCAACCGAUGAUCAUAUUCUGAAAGAUGAUAUGGAAUCUGUAGUUGCGAAAGACCUGGAAGAAAGCGAAUUUCAGCAAGACACGGAUGGUGCAUAUAAAGGCACAUAUAAUAAAGAGGAAGAUUUGAUUGAAGAUAAUAGAGCUGGUAGUGGUGACCAUAAUGAAUUGUCAAAUGUGGAAGAAGCGCCUGUUUCACGGGAAAACGCCAUAGCAAGCUCAAUGGCUAAGUUACUGCAGCAGAGUAACCGCAAUGAACGAUUAGGGUCCCAAUCUGCUUAUGACGAAUAUAUUCAAGAUAUGAAUGAAAUAAAUAAUGACUUGAGAUCCUCCAAUGCAUUUUCAAGCCCAAGCAAAGUGUCUAAUAAAUCAGAACAUAUGGACAAUUCAGCAGUGACGUCCAUUUGGAAGGAAAUCUCGCAAGGUAAUAGUAUUACACAUAGCCCGAGCAAAGAGGAAGCACAUCUGCACUUUACGGAAAAGGAAUUAGAUCCAAAUUCAAAUAACAAUAAUGUGGAGACGGAUGGCAUCCCAAAGAACGAAGUGUCAAAGCCGUUUAACCCUAUUACACAUAGCCCGAGCAAAGAGGAAACACAUCUGCGCUUUACGGAAAAGGAAUUAGAUCCAAAUUCAAAUAACAAUAAUGUAGAGACGGAUGGCAUCCCAAAGAACGAAGUGUCAAAGCCGUUUAACCCUCGUGUAUCACAUAGUGCAAUCGAAAGAUUUUCUGGAAACUUCUCCAACCUUUUGGAAUCAAGCACUCCCGAGAAGAAGAAAGAGACAUUGGGCUCUGUAUCGGCGACCACGACGCCGCAGGCGCCCUUAGAAUGGGUACCUGUAUCAUUAUCGAAUCUUUUGGAUAAUCUACAAAAUAUGGAAGCUGCAUCGGAAUAUUUGAACAAAAGUCUAAACUCAAAAUAUGAUCUACAUGAUGACUAUGAUGGUGAACUAACAAAUUUGAUAUCAAGCAUGCCGGAGGAUGAGGAGAAUAUGACCAUACAAGAAUGGGUAAAGCAUAAUGCAACAAAUUGUCAUAAGCUAGCUAAGCAAACAUGUAAUGAGAUGAUUGAUGUCUACAAAGCUGAGUAUUUGAGGGCGAUAAAAACCCUCGAACAGAUGCCUACCAGCGAUUAA